AUGCGCCGAUCCGGGCUCCUGCUCUUCCUGCUGGCCCUCCUGGUGCUGGUGGCGGCCCGGCCGGCGGCCGGGCUGGCCGGCUGCCCGGCCGGCUGCAGCGCCUGUGCCGGGGGCAAUUGCACCCGCUGCGAAGCCGGGCUCUUCCUGCUGACGGCCAAGUCGCCGCACGCCUGCCUGGCCGCCUGCCCGGCGGACUACCCGAGCAAGCUCCGCUCCGGGUCGGUGGACACAUGCAUCGUGGAGAUGAUCCCGGGGUGCGAGUACCUCCGCGACACGGGCAGCGACUUCCACUGCGAGGCCUGCUUCCCGGGGGCCGGCCUGCGGGAUGUCUUCACCUGUGUCCCCUGCGAGCCGGGCUGCAGCCGGUGCGCCGGGCCCGGCGAGUGCACGGCCUGCGCCCCGGGGCACUUCCUGGCCGCCGGCCAGUGCGCCGCCUGCCCGGCCGGCUGCUCCCAGUGCCAGGCCGACCGUUGCACCGAGUGCCCCCCCGGCGAGGUGCUCUCCGAGGGGGCCUGCGCGGCGGCCUGCCCGGGGGGCUCCUUCGCCCGGGCCGGCGUGUGUGAGGCCUGCCAGCCCGGCUGCGCGGCCUGCACCGUGGACGCCUGCACGGCCUGCGCCCCGGGGCGGCUGCUGCACGCCGGGGCCUGUGUCGAGGCCUGCCCGGGGGGCUUCUUCCCGCUUGCCGGGGCCUGCGGCCCAUGCGACAGCUCGUGCGCCGCCUGCCUCUCGGAGGGCGAAUGCACCGCCUGCGCCGCCGGGCGCCUGGCCCUCGGGAAGGCCUGCGUGGAGGCGUGCCCGGCCGGGACCUUCGCGCAGGCCGGCGCAUGCGUCGCCUGCCAUGGGUCCUGCGCCACCUGCGCCUCGGGCCAUGCCUGCCUGGCCUGCGGCCCGGGGCUGCGCUUCCGCCAUCCGACCCCGGGCGAGGCGUCCCUCUGCACGGCGACCUGCCCGCCGGGGCAGGCCGCCGGCCCGGCCCGGUGCGUCCUCUGCCCCCGGGGGUGCACCGACUGCACGGCCGACGGCCUGGACUGCGUGGCCUGUGCCGAGGGGCUGCACCUGGCGGAGGAUGGCGCGGCCCGGCGGCGCUGCCUGCCCGACUGCCCGGCCGGGUCCUUCGCCGACCGGGGCCUCAUUUGCACGGCGUGCCAUCCGUCGUGCGCCGCGUGCCGGGGGCCGGAUGCGUGCGACGCCUGCCGGCCCGGCGGGUGGGUCUUCGCCGAGCCGGACCCGGCCGCCGGGCCGGGGCUCUGCACGGAUCGCUGCGCGCCCGGGUGGCUGGCCGUGCCCGAGCCCGCCGGCCGGGGCCGCUGCCGGCCCUGUGCCCCGGAGUGCGACCUGUGCGAGGGGGCGGCGGACCGGUGCACGCGCUGCGCCGCCGGGGCCGGGCCGGCCACCGACGCCGGCCUGCCCGGGCCCUGCGCCGCAUGUGCCGCCGGGUGCGCCAGCUGCUCGGCCGAGGGCCGCUGCCUGGCCUGCCGGGAGGGCCUCUGGCUGACGGGCACCGGGGCGUGCGUGGGGGCCUGCCCGGCCGGGUGGUUCGCCGACCCGGCCCCCGGCGCCGGCGAGUGUCUGCCCUGUGCCCCGGAGUGCGCCGCCUGCCACGGGCCGCGGGCGGACCAGUGCCACUCCUGCGCCCCGGGGCUGGACCACAUCGGGUCCAGCUGCGUGUGGCCCUGCCCGGCCGGGGCCUUCCGCCCGGCCGACAACCCGGCCGCCGCCUGCCAGCCCUGCCACGUGUCGUGCGCCGUGUGCAAUGGCCCGACCGAUUCCCACUGCUGGGACUGCGCCGGGGCCGAGCUCGUCCAGCAGGGCGGCCGCUGCGUGCAGCUGUGCGCCGGGGGCUUCACCCCGGAGGCCGGCCGCUGCCGGGCCUGCCACUUCACGUGCGCCACGUGCGACGGGACCCGGGCCGGCGAGUGCCUGGACUGCCGGCCGGGGCUGGUGUCGGUCUUCGGCCCGGCCGGGCCCGACACCGACCACCUCGGCCGCCCCCGCCCCCGCCGCCGGCGCCGCUGCGAUGCCCAAUGCCCCACGGGCUGGGCCCUGGACCGGGCGGCCGGCCAGGCCGUGUGCAUGCCCUGCCCGGAGGGCUGCCUCCUGUGCGGCGGCGGCGGCGGCGGCGGCGGGGCCUGCGAGCAGUGCCAGCGGGGCUGGCUGCUGGUCCCGGCGUCGGGCCAGUGCGCCGGCGCCUGCCCGGCCGGCAUGGCCCCCGUCGGCGCCGCAUGCGUCCCCUGCCACGGGGAUUGCUCCGCCUGCUUUGGCCCCGGCGCCGGGCACUGCAUUUCCUGCGCCGCCGAGGCCGGCCAGCGGCUGCUCCUCGGCGGGGUGUGCCUGCCCGUGGGGGCCGGCUGCCCGGAGGGCCUGUACGCCGACCGGGCGACCGGCGCCUGCCAGCCCUGCCCGAGCGACUGCCGGGCCUGCAGCCAGGCCGACCAAUGCACCGGCUGCCGGCCGGGCGUGCCGCUCUACCAGGGCCGGUGCCUGGCGGCGGCCUGCCCGGCCGGGACUUUCGCCGACAUGGCCCCCCACCCGGGCGACAUGCCGGGCGACGAGCCGGCAGCCCGGUGCGCCGCCUGCCACGCCUCCUGCGCCCGGUGCGGCGGGCCCCUGCCCGGGGACUGCCUCCGGUGCCCGGCGGACCGGCUCCUGGCCCCGGACGGGCGGUGCGUGGAGGAAUGCCCGCCGGGGACCGGCGCCGGGCCCGGGCGUGCCGCGUGCAUCCCCUGUCCGGCCGGCUGCACGGACUGCCAGGCCCCGAGCCCGGGCCCCGAGCCGGCCGACUUGCGCUGCACCCGCUGCCUGCCGGGCCUGCACCUGACCAUGGCCGGCGGCUGUGCGCCGCUCUGCCCGCCGGGGGAGUUCGCCCCGCGGCCGGGGGCCGAUCCUGCGGCGCCGGCGCCGGCACUCGCGCCCGCACCCGGCCAAGUGCCCCCCUCCGACCCGGGGCCCGGCCAGCGGUGUGCCCCCUGCGCGGCGGCCUGCCAAACGUGUGCCCACCAGGCGGCACAGUGCACCGGCUGCCGCCACCCCGCCGAGUGGCUCCUCCUCCUCGGGGAUCGCGGGGCCCGGUGCCUGGCCGGGGCCAGCUGCCCGGGCCGGGACUUUGUCCCGGGGGCCACGCCGGAGGGCGACCGCCUGUGCAUCCCCUGCGCCGAGGCGGGCUGUGCGGAUUGCUCCCGCGACCCGGCGGCCGGGCCGGUGUCCUGCACCCGGGCCCCGGCGGGGAGCUCCUCGCCGCCCAGCUGCCCGGCGGCCGUCGGGUGCCGGCGCUGCCGCGAGGGCCUCCUGCUGCUGGCCCCGGCUGGCCAGCCGGCAAGGUGCCUCGACGCCUGCCCGGAGGGGCACUUCCCGGGUGCGACCGACUGUCGGCCCUGCGCGCGCGGGUGCAUCCGGUGCGAUGGCCCGGACGAUGGGCACUGCCUCGAGCAGGCCGCCGACCCGAAUGGCCGCCAUGGCGCCCGGCGCCGGGCCCUAGCCAUUGGCCUCGGCGUUGGCCUGCCCAUGCUGCUGCUCCUGGUGCUGCUCCUGGCAACCGGGAUGGCAUUUUGCCGUCGGCGCCGGCGGCGCGGCCCCCUGGCCAAGAAGGACAUGCUGGAUGAAAACGCCACCGUCCUCAACACCAUUGUCGAGAUUUCGCUGCCCGGCCGGGCGCUGGUCAGCCUGGAGGCGGACCUCGCCCCGACCGACCAGAGCCUGGGCAAGGGCAAGCAGGCCACCGUAUAUGCGGCCCGGCCGGUGGGGGCCGGGCUGCGAGAUCGCCUCGCCUGCCCGGACCUGGUGGCGGUCAAGCUCUUCCACGACAACCGGUCCCCCGGAACCGGGGGCAAGUCUCUCUUCCACUCGGAGGUGGCCCUGCUGUGGAUGCUCCGCGGGUGCGAGCACGUCGUCCAGAUGUACGCCUACUCCGAAAGCCCGCCGGCCAUCGUGCUGGAGCUCUUCCAGACCCCGCUCGACCGGCUGCUGCAGGCCACCGAGGUGGAUCUCCCCCCGGGCCAGCGGCUCGGCCUCAUGCGGGACAUCGCCGCCGGCCUUGGAGCCAUGCAUGCCCAAGGGGUGGCACACUGCGACGUCAAGGCGGCCAAUGUCCUGGCCCGGCGGCUGCCGGACGGCCGCUGGUACCCGGCCCUGUGCGACCUGGGCGGGGCCAAAAACACCUCCGACCUCCGGGCCAGUGCCCUGGUCUCCGAGGCGGCCAAUGUCGAUCUCCUGUCCAUUGCCUACGCCUCGCCGGAGCGCCUCGAGUCCAUCUUCCGCCGGCAGCAGAUGCCCCCGGUCCAGUACCUCCCGGCUGACAUCUACGCCCUGGCGGUCACCAGUUGGAGCAUCCUCACGCGCCUGCCUCCCUCGGCUGUCAACAAGGGCCUGCCGCUGGCCAAGCUCGCGCGUGAGAUUGUGGCCGGAUACCGGCCCCCGGUGGAUCGGCUCCGGGAGGGGCACUUCGGCCCCGGGGUCGAGGCGCCCCUGGCCGCCCUCCUGCAGGAUGCCUGGGCCGGCGAGGCCAGCGACCGGCCCACGGCCGCCGGCUUCCACGACCGCACGGUGGCCAUCAUCCUGGCGCAGGGCGCUCCCCCGGUCCCCCAAUAA
Molecule: messenger RNA, 4584 nt
Organism: Fonticula alba
Lineage: Eukaryota; Rotosphaerida; Fonticulaceae
Product: serine/threonine protein kinase
Exons: 10
Coding region: 1-4584 (1527 amino acids)
Biological process (GO): protein phosphorylation
Molecular function (GO): protein kinase activity; ATP binding
Source: RefSeq, a predicted model, not a curated record